Messenger RNA from Pistacia vera, 1174 nucleotides. RefSeq names its product probable xyloglucan endotransglucosylase/hydrolase protein 23. Gene Ontology annotation, cellular component: cell wall; apoplast. Gene Ontology annotation, biological process: xyloglucan metabolic process; cell wall biogenesis. The transcript is spliced from 3 exons. The coding region runs from base 41 to 937 and encodes 298 amino acids. The record is from RefSeq and is a predicted model, not a curated record. Gene Ontology annotation, molecular function: hydrolase activity, hydrolyzing O-glycosyl compounds; xyloglucan:xyloglucosyl transferase activity. NCBI's taxonomy places the organism in Eukaryota, Viridiplantae, Streptophyta, Magnoliopsida, Sapindales, Anacardiaceae.
GUGCCAAAUCCAAGUAAAAACACAAAUUUUGCUAAAGUCAAUGGCUUGCUAUUAUUCUGCUUCUUCUUCCUUCUAUCCAUAUGUUUCAGUGCCCUUUUUUAUGUUCUCUCUUUUGGCUGCUAGCUCUUUUCUUGUUGCAUUCGGUAAUUUUUACCAGGAUGUUGAUGUCACUUGGGGAGAUGGCCGUGCAAAGAUUCUCAACAACGGUGAGCUUCUUACUCUUUCUCUUGAUAAAGCAUCCGGCUCUGGCUUCCAAUCCAAGAAUGAGUUUCUCUAUGGAAAGAUUGAUAUGCAGCUGAAGUUUGUCCCAAACAACUCUGCUGGCACUGUUACUGCAUACUAUCUGAAAUCACCAGGGUCAUUUUGGGAUGAGAUAGACUUUGAAUUCCUUGGAAAUUUGAGUGGUGAUCCUUACAUCGUUCAUACUAACGUUUACACUCAAGGCAAAGGUGACAGAGAGCAGCAAUUCUACCUCUGGUUUGAUCCCACUGCUGAUUUUCACACCUAUUCAAUUCUCUGGAAUCCAGGCCACAUUGUCUUCUAUGUUGAUGGCAGACCGAUUAGGGACUUCAAGAACCUGCAAUCAAUGGGAGUUCCGUACCCGAAGAACCAGCCAAUGAGAAUGUACUGCAGUCUCUGGAAUGCUGAUGACUGGGCGACAAGAGGGGGAUUGGUGAAGACAGACUGGUCACAGGCACCAUUUACAGCUUCCUUCAGGAACUUCAAUGCCAAGAAUGCUUGUGUUUGGGCUAAUGGAGCAUCGUCUUGCAGUUCAAACUCCACCGGGAAUCCAUGGUUCUCUCAGGACCUUGAUUCUGCAAGCCAAAACACGCUCAAAUGGGUGCAGAAAAACUACAUGGUUUACAAUUACUGCACUGACACCAGGCGGUUUCCUCAGGGCCUCCCUCAGGAAUGCAAAGUUACAGCCAAGAAAUAGGAGGAUUUGAACUUCGUCUUCAAGCCAUGCAAGGUUUGAUAUUCGCUUCAGAAAUUCACUUUUGGAUACAUAUAAUUUUUUUUUUUUUUUUUAUUUAAGCAUUAUUUUUGCAACUUUGAUGUAUCUAAAUAAAUUAUUUAGAAAUAUAAAUUUUUGCUUGUAAAGGUGGAAUUAUAUGUAAUGGUUUUAAAAGUUGUUCUAAGAAGAUGUUAUAUAGGACAAAAUUUUCAGAUUUUU